UUCGCAAAAUCGAUCCGACCGACUUAAAAAAACCAACAAGCCAAAUUUGUGCUGCCCUAAUUAACAAAAUGCCACUGGUUCCUGCACCACCACCGGCAAGAUAUACUUACUUAUAUCGUGAUCUUCCCGUUACUUCUCAAUUAGCAUUAACAGUGUGGGAUGUUUACGGUCCGCGCAAGGUAGUUCCAGUGGGUGGCACCACUUUUCGCCUUUUUGGAAAGCACAAUACUUUGCGAAAAGGCAAGCAUAAAUUGUAUCUUUGGCCAGAUGUGGAAGCUGAUGGUUGUGUGCGUACAACCACUCCCAGUAAGGUUGGUGACAAAACUGAAAUGGAUCGAUUGGAAAAGCCACCAGUGGUAAACAAUGGUCAUGGGCAGAUUAAUACAGUCACAACUUCGAGUGACCCGAACAUAAUUCUCAUUGUUGAUCCAGAGAUUUCACGUGAAAAUCCAGUAGAGGCAAAACAUAGACGCUUGGUGAGAAGCCAUCGUAAUGGGCCAUUUGAUCGUGAUAUGAAACCAAAUGCGAAAAUUCGAGAUGAAUUAAAUGGGAUAUUAAAAUAUCCUCCAACACAACCCCUUACUUCGGAAGAAAAAGACCUACUCUGGAAAUUCAGAUUUUAUCUUACUCGUGAGAAAAAAGUAAAGCAGGCUGUUGAAUUAUUACCUCAAUGGGCUGAUAUAGACUUGGAUGAUGCUCUUGAACUAUUGGGUGCUAAUUUUGAGAACCGGUCUGUUCGUGGAUAUGCCGUCAGUCAAUUGAAAAAAGCGGAUGACGAGAUCCCUACAGGUCUCGAUCGACGAGAUAUACUUCGUCGGCAAGGAGAGUUAGUUGUUGCACUUUCGUCUAUAUCUAAAGAAAUUCGCAUGAUGAAAGAAGCUAGACCUAAAAAAAUUGAAAGACUUAGGGCAAUAAUAUCAGAUCCUAAAAAUGGCUUAUUGCAAUUUCCACCUUUGCCUUUACCACUUGACGCCCGUGUAGAAGUUACUGGUAUCAUUCCAGAUCUCAAAUUGACACCCUAUAAAGUUCUGCCCACUGGUUCAGAUCAUGGUGUGAUGCAAUUUAUCACAUCAUCAUCAUUAGCAAAUGUUUUGAGUGAAUACAAUGGUAGUUUGUUACAGUUCUUGAAAGCACAUCACCCUGAAGAGAAGGCAGUGGGAACAUAUGGAGUUAGUCCUGCUGUAAUGGAUACUUAUGUGAAAAAUCCCAAACCAUUCCCACCACCUAUGAAACUAUGUAAAGAAAUGGUGGAAGCAAUGGGAGGCGCAAAUUCAAUUCAUUAUCAGAGAUUUAAAAGCUAUUGUUAUAUAGCGUUUAAUAUUUUACGCAAAAGCGCAAAUCUAAUUCUUAAUUUGUUAGCGUUAAUGGUUGACGCAAACAUAACUGAUAUUAAAAUUGAACCCGAUAAAGCAGUUUGGAAA
Molecule: messenger RNA, 1421 nt
Organism: Racocetra fulgida
Lineage: Eukaryota; Fungi; Glomeromycota; Glomeromycetes; Diversisporales; Gigasporaceae
Source: the annotation of a GenBank genome assembly